This is a messenger RNA of Aspergillus oryzae RIB40, 1413 nucleotides long. Its product is annotated as glycosyltransferase domain-containing protein. The transcript has a single exon. NCBI's taxonomy places the organism in Eukaryota, Fungi, Ascomycota, Eurotiomycetes, Eurotiales, Aspergillaceae. The coding region runs from base 1 to 1413 and encodes 470 amino acids. The record is from RefSeq and is a predicted model, not a curated record.
AUGAUCCUGAACUAUCCGCCACCAACGCUGAUUAAUUAUGGCAAAAAACUUCCCGAAGGAGCUAAAGAAUAUGAUGUUAUGAAGGACCGGAUCACUGGCAUAUAUGAAUUCCUCGAUAAGACACGCCACGUUCAAGACAAUGACUUCGUCCUUAUCGCCGACGGUACAGACUUCUUCUUCCAAUUGCCCCCAGAUGUGUUGAUCCAACGAUUCCAAAAGCUUCUGAAGGAGAACAACGCGAAGCUGCAACAAAAGUAUGGUCUGGUGAUGGUGGAAAAGGCCUUUGAACAGACUCCUCCGGAGACAGUGCAAAAGUAUACACAGAGAGUUCUAUUUAGCGCCAGCAAAGAAUGUUGCCCUGGCCUCUCUCAUGAUGCAGGAUGUGUUGCAGCACCGGAGUCCAGCCUCCCCCCUGACAUUUAUGGGUGGAAGACCGACCGCUACCCGGACGGCACCCUUACUCGACCGCGGUGGAUCAAGCCAGGCGCAGUGAUCGGCCAAGUCGCAGAUCUGAAGGCAAUUUAUGCUGAGAUACUGCGCUUCGUUGAACACAACCACAAUGCGCAAGGGGACUAUGUCGCCCUGACCCAAUUAUUCGGACGACAAGAGUACGUCCGGGAACUGGAAAGGCGCAGAACUUCUAACCCAUUCAUGGAAUGGAUGUAUACACAGAUCGGCAUUUCCGAAGCCUCGAAUCUUACAGGGCUGAAUCCGCGCUUGGAGACCGGACGCCGGUACGAGUACGGUAUUGGCGUUGACUAUGAAUCCCAGCUUUUCUUUAACAUGUGGAAUUCCAAGAACGACGUGGAAUGGUUACAGUACAACAAUGUCUCCAAGACAUCCUCCGUCCAGAUGCAGCAUGGCGUCCCACGGGAGAGGCGCCUUUUGCUUCCCGAGGAUCUCAAUCCCGAGCAAGUCAGCAAUCCAUUUAUCCAGCCCAAGGUUGGCAAAGAUGAGCCUCUCACCCCCCCUUACAAUGCUACGCUGGACGCCCUCCCAAACCCCCAGCACCGUUCAUGGCACAAUCUCCCCCUGCUGACCAAUGUCCACUCGGCCACGGUCCCUGCCCUGGUUCGCCUGGACGGAGACCCAAAGCUGCGAGAUACGUGGUGGUCCAAGAUGUGGUAUUACCCCUGGGCACGAGCUCUUCUCCGCAAGUAUGUGCGCUCCCCAAGUGGGUUCGAAGCCGCGCAGUCGGCCUUACUAGGAGGCCAAGAGUGGUGGGAUCUGCGAGGCGGUAAGGGUGGUAUUUGGACCGAGAAAGGCGAGUGGAUCGAUUACAGCGAAGUCUGCGUGGGCUAUGAACGGGAUCUGUUCAAUGAUGGUUUCGGAAAAUGGAGGAGAGAGGACGGAGACUCCGACGAGCCGGUUUAUAACCAGUUUGGCCAGUUGAUCAAGGGCAAAGAAGACUGA